This is a messenger RNA of Podarcis lilfordi (Lilford's wall lizard), 4319 nucleotides long. The record is from the annotation of a GenBank genome assembly. Lineage: Eukaryota; Metazoa; Chordata; Lepidosauria; Squamata; Lacertidae.
GAUGUACAGUCCCAUCCAUCUGCAGGGCCUUCCUAAGGAGUCAUGACUGGUGAUAGCCCAGACAAGAAAAAGGGUUGCAUUUGACUUGACUCAGGGACCAGGGAACUGUAAAUGCUUUGCUUUGUACUGUGAUGAAGUGUGAAAGACUAUAUUUGAGUGACAGGGGCAUGCCUGGAUCUCAGGUUCUACCUGAGACCACACCUUUUCUGUGACAUAUCUAUGUCUUGAUGAUGCAUCUUGAGAUGUAUUAUGGGAAACUUUGAAAUACAGGUGUAACCCAUUGAUGGGCUUCUGGCUGCUUCAUCUUUGUGGCAGUAGGAAGUCUUGUUGCAACAAUAAAGAUUGGGCUCCAAGGACUCCCGUUUACACUUGUGAGUACAAAAGGGUAAUUAAUCUAUUAAGGGUCGGCUUUUGUGAUGCUAACCAGGGACCUGUAACUAAGGGUUGUAGUAAAAAAAAAAAACCUUUUGGAGUUGGAGAAAAAACUUGGUUUUCCUGUGUUGUAGGUCAGCGUGAGCAGAGAGGGCACAGUAGCAGAUUAUGGCUUGGUGGCCAGGGAAGACAUUGAGGCAGGAGAAGUCCUUUUCACCAUCCCAAGAACGGCAGUCCUUUCGCAGUACACAAGCCCCCUUUCUUCCCUACUAGAGAAAGGUACAGGAAUGGUUUUUGGGGGAUUCUGUAGCGUCAUUAAAAGCUUCAUGUUCAUUGGGCAGCCUGUCCAACCAGGUGCCCUCCAGCUGUUUUGAAUUACAACUCUCAGUGUACCAGCAUCAGUGUGCUUUCUAUCAUAUAGAAUAGCCUUUGCUAAGCAGGUGCCCUCCAGAUGCUAUUGGACUACAACUCCCACCACCCCCACUUGGCAUAGUACAUAUGCACACACACAGUACCCUCUAUUAAUAAAUCCAUAUUCUCUGUGUGUGUCUGGUUGUGCUAAAGGAGGUAGAGGCUCCAGAUUGCUGACCUAUGGUGUACAGCAUUGACAGCCAGUCAUGGUAAUGAUAGGAAUUAUAGUCCAACAGCUGGAGGGCACCAGGUUGAUGGAAGGCUGAUAUAGAGUGGCUAUUGUCCUACAAAGAAGAAUGUGCAUGUUGAUACUUAUAAAUGGGGUGGAGGAAAUAGCAAGCUCCUCAGUAAGCUUCCAGAUUCUUCAGAAUGCCCCAAACUGUGUCAUCCUUGAGAGAGAUUGGAGAGUUGUGUUCUCAACUAUGGACGUAGGUUUCUGGCUGAUUUGGCUUGCUCUCUUAACAGAUAAUAGUUCUGGCGUUCUUACACUCUAUUUUAUUUACCUUUAAUAGAGCAAGCCUCUCUGGAGAGUCAGUCCGGCUGGGUUCCGCUCCUGCUUUCUUUGCUUCAUGAGUCCACAGCCAGUGAUUCUCGUUGGGGGCCUUAUUUGUCACUGUGGCCUAACUUCAGGGGUCUGGAUCACCCCAUGUUCUGGUAAGAGGGGAGGCUGUUUGGCUGUGUUCUGCCAGCACCCAGCUUCCUCAGGUAAAUCAGUUGCAGCACAUCUUCACCAAACAAAUUUGGAGUCCAGAGCAGAGUCAACCACCUCAAGGAUGCUUGUGAAGCAUGCUUGCAGUAGCUCAGAAAAUGAGGCUGGGCUGGGCAUGGUCAGGUGCUUGUGCUGGAGCAUAUCUUCAUGACUCCAGUCCUAGGGCUUUUCAUUCCCCCUUGUUACGCCAGAAGAUGCAGGCAGGCACUGUAGUUUCUUCCAUAGGAAAAAAUCAAAGACUUUUGACACUGGUGUUACCAGCUCGGUGGUACUUGAGAUGUUUGAUUGAGAGGCUAGUUUAUUUCUGGAUGAUAAUGGUGACAUGUUUGAACCUCGGGCAGGUUUGUGUCUACCCACCUCCACCUCUUUGUUCACAGUUUCUUAAGAAUAGGUUUAAAAACACUUGAGAGUGGGUCAUCUAAACAACCGUCACUUGAGAAUCAAAUAUUAAUGGUGUUAAUGGUGUUAAUAAGUGCUUCUUUUUAUGAUGGGGUGGGGGGGAGUGAUGUAGAGAGUAGUAUAAUGAAAGGGUGUUUUGGUGAGGGAGUGCAUAGAGUGCAGAAACCAUGCUCUAGUCUUGGAUUAGGAAAACUAGGAUGGUUUGAGAAUACAUAUUGGAUCUUUCAGAUACCAAGGUGAUAUCUAGAUCUCAGAUGAGGGAGUAGCCAGCUUGUCAGUACUGUUCAGCACAAGUGAGCAAUCUGGGGGACUCUACUUUCUUCAGCGCAGCUAAUCCACCCAGUCUGGAGAGGGAGAGAAGAUGGGGCUAUGGAUGAAGGAGAUAGAGGGUGCUUGGUGUGAGGGUUUGUGUGUGCGCACGUGUGUGCGCGUGUAUGUGCGUGCGUGUGCAUGCAUGAGAGAAUAGAUGGAGUGAAGAGGGAGAAAGAAAGUGGAUGUUCCAUCCACUUUUUGCUUGGGUGCCACUUCUGCAACUGGUUUGUAGUGCCUCGCCGCUUUCUGGCCAAGAGAGUGUAGCCUGCUGUACAGGAACCAUUUUGAUUGUUCACUUACUUGGCUUCUUGCAUAAAGAAAGAAACUGCACCUUCUGCUUGCUGUUUUGUACAGGAGUAAAGAAGAGCAGAUGAGACUUCUGCAAGGAACAGGGAUCCCAGAAGCUGUGGACAAGGACUUGGUCAAUAUCCAAACAGAGUAUUCCACCAUCAUCCUGCCUUUCCUGAAGGCCCACCCAGAUAUAUUUGACCCUGAGGUGCACACUCUGGAGCUCUACAAGAAGCUGGUGGCCUUUGUCAUGGCAUACAGGUGAGAGAGAGAGGAAAGGUGGGAGCCAGGAGUGGUUACUCUCUAAAUUGCCAAGGGGUGAGCAGGGUGUGUACUGUUGUUUUCCAUCUGGGACACUGUGAUUUGGAGUUUAAAGAGAUGGCACCUGAGCAGCAUUCAGGUUGAGAAACUAAAUAUAUGCAGGAAGUGAGUUGAUAGAGGAGUCCCAGAUGGGGUUCAGUUUUUGGUGAACUGAGAAGGCAGGAAAGCAAAAGUUGCCGAUCAACAAAGGAGAGAAGUGUCACUGCUGUGCCUCUCUUCCUUUCCACAUAUCUGGCCUUGGACAGUUGGAACUUUCCUUGUAUAAACCACAGCAGGGAUGGGGAACCACAGGCCCAGAGGCCAGAUGUGCCUACCUGGCCCUCUGCUGGUCCUUGGCACUCUUCCCCAGGCUGGAAUGUGUCUUUGAACUCUGAUAAUGCUUCUUGUUUGCUUGGAUGAAGGAUGGGGUUUGAGGGAGUAUGUGUAGAAACGAGCCUCCUGUGGGAAGUUAAGCUUUCCAUCCUUCGCUCUGCCUUCUUCUGCCUCUGGCCCCUCCUAGGUUGCACCUGUAGAGAAUGCGGCCCUCAGACUGGAAAUGGUUCCGCAUUCCUGCUCUACAGACUGUCUUUACAGUUGAGCAUGUAAACUGGUAUGUUGAGGCAGGAAUAUACAAAUGAACAAAUAAUGUAUGUUAGAGGAGCAUAUUUAGGUUUUACUGAAGAAAGAUGCUCCACUUUUUAACUGUAACGUCCCACAGCUCCUAGAGCUUGAAUUUAAAGAGCCUCAUCUAGGGUGCCCAAGCAGCCUAGAACAGCCUUUCUCGACCUUGGGUCCCCAGAUGUUGUUGGACCAUAACUCCUGUUAUCCCUGACUGCUGGUCCUUCUCACUAGGGAUGAUGGGGUUUUUAGUCCGAUCACAUUUGGGGACCCAAGGUUGAAAAAGGCUGUUCUAUGCUGCUUGGGCACAGAGAGCCAGUGUGGUGUAGUGGUUAAGAGCAGUAGUCUCGUAAUCUGGGGAACCGGGUUCGCGUCUCCGCUCCUCCACAUGCAGCUGCUGGGUGACCUUGGGCCAGUCACUCUUCUUUGAAGUCUCUCAGCCCCACUCACCUCACAGUGUGUUUGUUGUGGGGGAGGAAGGGAAAGGAGAAUGUUAGCCGCUUUGAGACUCCUUCGGGUAGUGAUAGAGCGGCAUAUCAAAUCCAAACUCCUUCUUUUUCUUCUUCUUCUUCUAGAUGAGGCUCUUUAAAGUAAAGCUCAGAUUGAGUUCAGGGGCAGUUCUUGGAUUGUGUGUUGCAGUUUCUAAACUAGUAGCCAUUUUCAGAGCCAUGUGCAUCUCUUUCCCUCUCACCAACCUCAACAUGAUUUGGCUGUACUUAAAGCUGCCUCGGUCUAGUAUCUCCCUGCUUUGUUCCCCACUAGUUUCCAGGAGCCUUUGGAUGAAGAAGAGGAAGAUGAGGAGGAGCCCAAUCCCCCAGUGAUGGUGCCCAUGGCAGAUCUCUUGAAUCAUGUGGCUGACCACAAUGCCAACUUGGAAUAUUCACCGGUGAGCAGAGCAUACAGAGCUUAG